Halteromyces radiatus is the source of this 3183-nucleotide messenger RNA. RefSeq lists its product as uncharacterized. NCBI's taxonomy places the organism in Eukaryota, Fungi, Mucoromycota, Mucoromycetes, Mucorales, Cunninghamellaceae. The coding region runs from base 88 to 2814 and encodes 908 amino acids. The record is from RefSeq and is a predicted model, not a curated record. The transcript has 8 exons. Gene Ontology annotation, cellular component: nucleus. Gene Ontology annotation, molecular function: histone H3K36 methyltransferase activity; protein binding.
CUCUUCUUUCUUUCUUUUUUCUUUUUCUUUUUUUUUCUAUACUCUUUUUCUUUUAUCCUUUUUUCCCCUACUUUUAUGUAAACUGCUAUGCUCGCCAAGGCAACGAAUGGUGAUGCAGAAUAUGAUUCAGUUUACAAAGAACAAGAAUACAAGUCGGAUAUCGAGUUGGAUAUGGAUGUAGUUACUGUUGAUACCAACCAUUUGAAUGGAACAACAACAACAUCAAUAACAGCAACAAAAGUGGAGGAAGACGAUGGUUUUUAUUAUCCUUCAGCAACUGGAGACGCGAUGGCGACAUAUCAGAACAUUUCCAAUAAUAUUUAUUUGGGUGCUGCUAAUGGGAAAUCUAUUGCAGAAGAAUCGAUGCCUUGUGAAUGCAAGUUUGAACCUGGGAUGGACGAUCCGGAAGCAGCUUGUGGAGACGAUGAUUUAUGUAUUAACCGAAUGAUGUUUAUGGAAUGUAUGAUGGAUGACUGUCCUUGUGAUCGAUAUUGUCGUAACCGUAGGUUUCAACUUCGCCAAUAUGCUCGUGUGGAUGUCAUCAAAACUGAAAAAAAAGGAUUUGGAUUACGGGCUUUGACAGACUUGCCUAGGAAUGCUUUUAUUAUGGAAUAUAUUGGAGAAGUGAUCACCAAUACCGAAUUUAUUCGACGAACAAGAGCAUAUGAAAUGGAAGGAUUGAAACAUUAUUACUUUAUGACUCUUAAGACGGAUGAAAUCAUUGAUGCAACAAAAAAAGGAUGCUUGGCACGAUUCAUCAACCAUUCCUGCAAUCCAAAUAGUGUGACUCAAAAAUGGGUGGUGGGCAAGACAAUGCGUAUAGGAAUCUUUACGAAACGACCAGUAAAAGCCGGUUCUGAAUUGACUUUUGAUUACAAAUUUGAACGAUAUGGUGCUGUAGCUCAAAAAUGUUAUUGUGGUGAACCUAACUGCAAAGGAUAUAUUGGUGGUACCAACAAGGGAACGGAUGAGGAAGAAGAGGAAGAAGAAGAACAAGAAGUCUAUACUCCAAGUGAUAUUUCCACAAUGAAUGAAUACAGUCUACUGAAUCAACCAUCUUUGGACCGCAUUGGUGAUGACGAAAUGAAGGAAGCAGUGACUUUGACACAGAAGCGGAUGCUUGGUAAACUACAUCAGCGACGCGAAUCAGAACCUUUACACCAACCUGAUGAGGUCAAGAAAUUUGUCAAACGGAUGCUGGAUUCAAAAGGGAAACCCAAAUUGGUUAUUCGAUUGUUACGGACUCUGGAACUUACCAAUUCAAAUUCUUCAUUGGGAAAAGAUGUUUUGAGACGAUUUGUACAUCUUCAUGGACUCAAAAUGUUGAAAUGCUGGCUUACUGAAUGGAAAAGUGAUGAAGAAAUUGUUCAAAAGGUGCUUCAUGUAUUGGAACAGCUACCAUUGGCCAAUCGGAAUGGAUUAGAAGAUUGUAAACUCUUUGAAGUGGUUGACAAAUAUACAACUCAUGAAAACGAACAUAUCAAAGCUCUAGCAAUAUCUGUAUUAGAUGGUUGGAAAGAACUGAAAAGUGUUUAUAGAAUACCAAAACGUGCUUAUGUAGAACCAAAAUUGGAAGAUCAACAAGGUAACACUAAACGACGGGAUCAUCCUAUGGAUGAAGAUUCUUCAUUAUUACCAGCAUUGAAAAGGCCACCUUAUUUAUCAUCACGCGACUAUAUUGAUCCUGACGACGAUUAUUACGAAUAUCUGACUUACAAUGCUGACCUUGUAGAAAUUCAACAAAGAAUGGAGUUUUUACCUAUGCCAGCGAUACCUACCGCCCCAAGAGCCAUGUUAGAAUCAUCACUUGCGUAUGGUUUACCUCCUUCACGAUACCAUAUGACAGGUGAAUAUGAUAUGAACGGUGAAGAUACAAUUACAUCAAGUGAACAACAACAGCCAUUGGAUUCUUCCUCUCAUAUUCCUCCUUCCUCUGUAUAUUCUGAAGAUAUUCCGACUGGUCCAAGUGGUUCUUAUUACGAUAUGUACGCGAUUGCAGCAGCAUCAUCAACGAGUGCAGUUUAUGGUACAACUUAUGGUCCAUCACAGCAACAAGGCAUAUAUGAUAAUAUGGGUGAAAACGGAGACGUCAUUGAACAGCCUUAUGUCAGCAACGGCAGUAUAUCGACAACUACACCAAAAUUACCAUCGAAUUGGCGCCAAGCAACAACGGAGGAUGGUAGUAUAUACUAUUAUCACAAGAUUACCAACAAGACACAGUGGACUUUUCCUGAAGAAAAGGCAAGCUCAAUCGAAGGGGUAGAUUCAGCAAGAUUAGAGGAUGUAGUAAAUCAAGCCAUUAUACGAAAGUCACACUCUCCUUCUGUGGAUGGUAGUCCCUCUUCAGUAUCCCAUCAUCAUCAGGGUAUGUCAUCUUCAGCAUCAACAACACCAACAUCAAGAUUGGAUGCGGCAACUAGCAGCAAUAUCAUUCUUCCUUCAUCCUCUUCAUCACCUAUACAACAUACAACAAGUGGUAUUUCAACAAGCCGGAGUGGAUCAACAGAUACUGGUUCAACUGGAUUGGAUGAAGCUGAUCUGAAAAAGGAAGUUGGCAAAGUGGUGAUCCGACACUUGAAUGGUACAUCAAAAAAUAAGGCCUUAUGGAAUGGUGACAAGUAUCUCUUCAAGGAAUUGGCACGGAAAUUAACACAUCAUAUUGUUGAACGGGAAACACAAUCCAAUCGGAAAGUCCAUGCAAUGAAUUCUGCUCUCCGGGGCAAGAUUGAAAAAUUCAUUGAUACUCACGGUGCGGCAUUUGCUACGAAACUCAAAUCGAAGAAGGAAUUGGGUGGUGGUGGGUCCAUACAAUAAAACAAACAACAAGAAUAUUAGCAUCAUCAAAUCAUCAAAUCAAUCAACCAGUAUUUUUAGUAUAUUUUUAUAAUUUAUCAUUAUCUACAUCAUCAUCAUUUAUCAUUAUUACGUCCAUUUGUUAUACACUCCAUCAUUUCCCCAUAUUUGACAUAUAUUUGCCAUUCAUUCCCAAAAUCCUUAGUAGUAGUAGUAUUAGUAGUAGUAUCAGUGGUAUUGGUAGUAGUAGUGUAGUAACUUUUAUUGUGUCAUAUUUAUACAAUCCAUAGUUAGAUAUUGGAAGUAUACGUUUUCUCUCUUUAUUACAUGUACAUAUAUAUCUCUCUCUCUCCUUAUUAUAUAAUAAACAAUUAAUCCAAUACAUUGUUU